Molecule: messenger RNA, 1660 nt
Organism: Temnothorax curvispinosus
Lineage: Eukaryota; Metazoa; Arthropoda; Insecta; Hymenoptera; Formicidae
Gene: Tmem43
Product: transmembrane protein 43 homolog
Exons: 6
Coding region: 495-1613 (372 amino acids)
Biological process (GO): nuclear membrane organization
Cellular component (GO): nuclear inner membrane
Source: RefSeq, a predicted model, not a curated record
UUGUGGUCAAGAAGACGACUGGUUAGUCUUUUUGCUUGUGGUGAAUCGAAACGCAGCCAUUGUUAAAAAUACAGAAUAAACGAAAAUAGACAUUUCUGUCACGUUGAAAAUUCUGUGCCUAUUGCCUAUUGCCAAUCCAUAGCAUUCGAAUUUUUUAGGUUGUAAUUAACGAAUUUUUGAUUAUUUCCUGGUUCCUGUUGCCUGGCAUUGUGCAAGGGCCUUUACGCGGUCACGUCACGGCCAUAGUUCCGUUCAGUGCAGUGCAGUCUCCAGUGUAGCAAUAAAGAACAAACCUCUUUGUCAGCUCCCGAGCUCCGCCCUCCGCCUCUAAGAUUACGACCGGCACGGCGUCGGGAUGUAUCGAGCGAAUAAUAAGAUAGACUCGCGGAGCGUACACUUUGUAGCAGAAUGGCCAGCCACAGAGGGAAAACGCGGAUGGUAUUCGCCAAAAUUGUCUUAAUGGAAGACAAGCUAUCUCCGUGAAUCAAACGCCGAUGACAAUCUCGGAGCAAUUCAGAGAGUCAUGGCUGACAGCUAUAAUCGGAUCCAUCAUGUUCGCUACUGGAAUGUAUCUUCUAUUUUGGAAUGAGGGGAGAGCCGUGAAAGUGGCGCAUUCCUUGGACGAGGCUCUGCAUAAUGUAGUUGUGCUUCCUAAUUCGAUGAUGUUGUCACCUGAAUACGAGGGUCGCUUGAUACAUCUGUCGGGCUCCAUAUUGGUCUCCGAGCCAUUAACUGAACCAGAUUACGGAAUUGUUAUACCAAGCGUGAAGCUAAAGAGAAGGGUACAGAUGUACCAGUGGAUUGAAAUUGAAGAAGAGCAAAGUUUCAGUGGAAUAACGGAGGACGAAAAACAUUACUAUUAUACGAUGGAAUGGAAGGAUAAACUCGUGGACUCAGAUCACUUCUACAUUCGUACCGGUCAUCAUAAUCCGAAGGAAAUGCCAAUCAGAAGUCAGGUGCAAAUCGCAGAUGAAGUAAAGAUAGGUGCUUUCACGCUCGGUUUGGAAUUGAAGAAGAAAUUCAGUGACUUUGUAGAGAUCACCAGUGACGAGCGGCCAGAACGAAAGAACAUUAAAAUGCACUCUGGACUGUAUUACCACAGUGCAGAUUUGUGGAAUCCACAAGUAGGAGACAUCAGAAUACAAUUUUCCUAUGCGGGUAAAAACGGGGAUGUUUACUCGGUAGUCGGCUUGUUGGAAAAAGACACCAUAAAACCAUAUUACACAUCUCACAGUGAAGAAAUCUUGCUUCAACGAAGGCAUAAAAUGUCAGUGGAUCAGAUGUUUCAUUUGGAGCACGUGCAUAAUUAUUGGCGAACCUGGACUGUUAGAGGACUUGGAUGGUUGGUCUUGUUUGUGGCAGCAACGUGCUUAGCAAAUAUACUAAAGACAAUUAUACUAAAUUCGACGUUCCUUUGCGGUAUAAUAGCAGUCGAGUCUUUAACUAUGUCAGUCUCCAUGUCUAUUAGUUUAUUGGUGAUCGGUUUCGCUUGGGUGUGGUAUCGACCGGUAAUCGGUCUCUGUUUAGCGCUAACGUCCGUUUUGCCAUUUAUUUAUUCGACACUGAUGUCGGGAUCUCCAUCUCAGCAACGUGAUUAUUAUAGGAGAUUAUAAGUUAAUUUAUAUAUCUUGAGGUAUAAUGAACUUAUUAAUUUAUUCAA